UCGUUCUAUCGCUUCUCCCCUGAACAGCGGUCGUUUGGCGUAGCCAAAGAGUUUCGAAAUGGCGCAGAAAAUGGCUUCUGGUUGGGGCGUCUUCUUUAUCGUGACUAUCAUAGCUCUUGUGACGAUGAUUGUUCCAGCGACCAGUGAUAGCUGCAACAGCGGAAAGCUUCGAGUAAAGCUCGAAUCGCUGGAGCGAAAAAUCCUGGAAAUGAAGUCAGAUUUCGAUCGCAACCAACGACGCAUUGAACAAACUCUCGACAAGAUAUUGGAACAGCUUACCAAAGCUGAUGAGGCUGCUACGAACAACGAAGAUUCCACCACCAAACGAGCAGACAAGAACUCGUACAUGUGUUCCGACAACGGAUACGGUUGCCAGAAACUUGAAUCGUGUUCGGACGCCAUGAAGCGUGGACUUCCGUCAGGUAGAUAUCUGCUGGAAUUACCCGGGGUGGAGAGAAAAUCAUUCUUUGGGUAUUGCGAUCAAAACACUUCCAGCGGAGGUUGGCUGGUCAUCCAGAGCCGCGUCGAUGGUUCGAUGUCGUUCGAAAAAGACUGGAACUCGUACGAAAAGGGAUUCGGAGUGCCGGAGAAGAACUUCUGGAUUGGAUUGGAGAAGCUACAUCUGCUGACGCGGGAUCAAAGUUAUGAGCUGUGCAUCGAAAUGGUAAAUUGCUCGGUAAAUGGCUUAAAAGAGGGAAACAUCCGGAGACAUGCCGCAUACGAUGAUUUUGAAAUUGGAAGUGCGGCGGACUAUUACAAAUUGAAGAAGUUGGGCCAGUAUAGUGGAUCUGCCAGCGAUUCUUUGAGUGGUGUCGUGGGAGCCAAUUUCAGCACGUAUGACGCUGAUCAUGACGACUCGGUUGAUAAUUGUGCAUCGAUGACAGGAGGCGGUUGGUGGUUGCGAAGCUGCUCCUCAAAUGAUGAAGUAAAUAACCUAAAUUGCGUCUAUAAUGGACUACAUUGGCGAUUAAUCGAGUUUAAAGCUUUCAUAUCUAGCUGCACAGGUUUGAAAAUGUUGAUACGAGCAAAAUCAGUACCCUCGUGAGUAACAUCAAAUGAAUAAUUGUGAAUAAAAGGACAGUUAAUUUUGAAA
Aedes albopictus (Asian tiger mosquito) is the source of this 1093-nucleotide messenger RNA. RefSeq names its product microfibril-associated glycoprotein 4-like. Bases 59 to 1045 code for a protein of 328 amino acids. The record is from RefSeq and is a predicted model, not a curated record. NCBI's taxonomy places the organism in Eukaryota, Metazoa, Arthropoda, Insecta, Diptera, Culicidae. The transcript has 2 exons.